This is a messenger RNA of Aplysia californica (California sea hare), 630 nucleotides long. RefSeq lists its product as uncharacterized. Bases 43 to 630 code for a protein of 195 amino acids. NCBI's taxonomy places the organism in Eukaryota, Metazoa, Mollusca, Gastropoda, Aplysiida, Aplysiidae. The record is from RefSeq and is a predicted model, not a curated record. The transcript is spliced from 5 exons.
CAAUUUUAUGUUAUUAUCGUUAUUGUUGUUUUUACCAUUAUUAUGCUUUCAGCCGUGAAAUCCGACGGGACGCCCGAACUGUACCACCUGUCUUGCCAAGGGCCACCAGGCCCCUCCGCUACUGCACCACCUGUGAACAGUUACCCUGUUCCUCAACGACAGACGACUAGUAGAACAGCUUACACAGAUCGUCUGCUGAGGUGGAUGAAAUCAACAGGACGGUCAGUCCCUUCGGGAUUUGACCCGUCCAAACUCCCGCCCAACUUUUUCAACAUGUCCAGAGACGAGCUGAGGACUAAGAUGUCACAGGCUGCACAGGCAAGGCGUCAGAUAGGCUCCUGGGACGGCCCAGUCGUACCUCACAAGACGCCCAGUGCUCAGUCGGAGGUUACAGAGGACACAGCGGUGGAAUCCAACACGUCCUCUCCAGGCGUUUUAUCGGGAGUGGUCGCCUCUCUCGGGUCUGUCAUCGUCAUCAUGUGUUCGUUAGGAGUUUUCCUGUUUGAGAAGAGCUACAACAAUGACUGCGAACGGGAGGCAGUAGCAAAGCCUGGUCAUUACCUUGAUGUUGGCUAUGACGAAGACGCCAGCUACAGCACUAUUGACGAAAUGCAAGAAGCGUUUGCGUAG